AUGAGCUCCUUCGACCUCCCGGCAUCCUCGCCACCGCGAUGCAGCCCCCAGUUCCCCAGCAUCGGCCAGGAGCCCCCGGAGAUGAAUCUUUACUAUGAGAACUUCUUCCACACCCAGGGCAUGCCCAGCCCUCAGCGCGCCCCCUCCUUCGAGGGUGGUGGAGAGUAUGGGGCUACCCCUAACCCCUAUCUCUGGCUCAAUGGGCCAGCCAUGACCCCACCGCCCUACCUGCCUGGUACUAACGCCAGUCCCUUCCUGCCCCAGGCCUAUGGCAUGCAGAGGCAGCUUCUGCCCAGCGACCUGGGCUGGCUGCCCAUCCCCUCUCAGGAGGAGCUCAUGAAGCUGGUGCGACCACCAUACUCCUACUCGGCUCUCAUAGCCAUGGCCAUCCACGGGGCGCCUGAGCAGCGCCUCACGCUGAGCCAGAUCUACCAGUACGUGGCUGACAACUUCCCCUUUUACAACAAGAGCAAGGCUGGCUGGCAGAACUCCAUCCGCCACAACCUGUCACUGAACGACUGCUUCAAGAAGGUGCCCCGAGAUGAGGACGACCCAGGCAAAGGGAAUUACUGGACUCUGGACCCCAACUGUGAGAAGAUGUUCGACAAUGGAAACUUCCGCAGGAAAAGGAAGAGGAAAUCAGACGCGUCUUCUAGCACAGGCUCCUUGGCUUCAGAGAAAACGGAGACCGGUCUCCUGGCAGGCAGUCCCAAGUCCACGGAGCCUCAGGAUGUCUUAGACACUGCCUCACCAGACACCACCAGCUCCCCAGAGAAGCGGGCCUCCCCUGCCCCCUCCGGCACCCCAUGCCUCAACAACUUCCUCUCCACCAUGACAGCCUAUGUGAGUGGGACAAACCCCAUGAGCCGCUCGGUGGCCACACCAGGACUGAGCCCGGAGCCGACUGACAAGAUGGGGCAGAACUCACUAAGUUUCAACUCCUACACCCCCCUCACCAACCUCAGUAGCCACGGGAGUGGGGGUGAAUGGGCCAACCCGGUCCCCACCAAUGCUCUAGGCUAUGGAGGCUCUGUCCUCAACCAGUUCAGCCCACAUUUCUACAAUAGCAUCAACACCAACAGUGUUCUCUUCCCCAGGGAAGGCACUGAAGUCUAG
Peromyscus maniculatus bairdii (prairie deer mouse) is the source of this 1116-nucleotide messenger RNA. It is a transcript of the gene Foxi1, whose product is annotated as forkhead box I1. The record is from RefSeq and is a predicted model, not a curated record. Gene Ontology annotation, molecular function: DNA-binding transcription factor activity, RNA polymerase II-specific; RNA polymerase II cis-regulatory region sequence-specific DNA binding. Gene Ontology annotation, biological process: cell differentiation; anatomical structure morphogenesis; regulation of transcription by RNA polymerase II. NCBI's taxonomy places the organism in Eukaryota, Metazoa, Chordata, Mammalia, Rodentia, Cricetidae.